Molecule: messenger RNA, 5948 nt
Organism: Oncorhynchus mykiss (rainbow trout)
Lineage: Eukaryota; Metazoa; Chordata; Actinopteri; Salmoniformes; Salmonidae
Biological process (GO): protein phosphorylation
Molecular function (GO): protein serine/threonine kinase activity; ATP binding
Source: RefSeq, a predicted model, not a curated record
AUGAAGCCAGACAGUUUCUACAAAGUCAAGGUCCCAGAGCUCAAAGAGAUCAUCGAAGGAUGUAUCCGGAUGGACAAAGAUGAAAGGUACACCAUCCAGGACCUGCUGGAGCACACAUUCUUCCAGGAGAACAACGGCGUCCAUGUUGAGUUGGCUGAGGAGGACAACACGGUGAAGUCAGGCCUGAAGCUGUGGCUCCGCAUGGACGACACCAAGAAACUCCAUGGGAAGUACAAGGACAACAACGCCAUUGAGUUCCUGUUUGAACUCUACAAGGAUGUGCCAGAGGAGGUGGCGCAGGAGAUGGUAGUGCUGGGCUUCGUGUGCGAGGCCGACUUCAAGCUUGUGGCCAAGGCCAUUCGGGACCGCAUCAACGUCAUCAAGCGCCAGCGUGACAAACUGCUCCGCCUCGCAGAGAAGAAGAAGCAGGAAGAGGAGGAGCCCAAGCCUGUACUGCAGCCACCCUCCCUGAAAAUCAACAGGUCUCCAUCAAAGCCCCAUCAGAGCCCCAUAGGCGUCCAUGCCCCCACCCCGGCCCAGAGCCAGGAUCACCCCUCCCCUCCCCCGCUCACCCCCACCGUGUCCCCCGUCAACAGCUCUCUGGACUCGGGCAUCAACGCCAGCUUCAUCCAUGAACCUGAGGAACCAGAGGCAGACCAGCACCAGCACUUCCAGGUCCACCACACCAGCUGCUCCUCGGCCAACUCUGACUGCGAGACAGACGGCUAUCUCAGCUCCUCUGGCCUCCAGGAUCCCCUGGAGAUAGCUGUCAGCCUCAACUGGUCAACCCUGACCCCUCCCACCCUGACCCAAAACACUGGGACUGGGACUACUGCCCUCAACAGACACCCUCAGCACCACUCCAUCCCAGCCCUCCGCUUCCCCUCGAGUAUUUCAGUAUUGGGUAAUAUGGAGCAUGGCCCUUCUGGAGGACACUCUACCAGCGACUUCAACUCACCUGUGGACAGCUACGCCUCCGACGUGACCUCAGGCUUGAGUGAUGGCUACGAGGGCCUAUCAGAGAGGAGUGGCAAGACUGCUGCCAGGCGCACGGCUGGCAAGCUGUUCCGGAGGAGAGCCCGUUCAAGACUGCGCAUCACUGGGCUCUCUGACAAAGACGACCGGGUGGUGGAGUGUCAGCUGCAAACUCACAAUGACAAGAUGGUUACCUUCAAAUUCGACCUGGAUGGAGACAACCCAGAGGACAUUGCAGCUGUCAUGGUACACAAUGAGUUCAUCCUGCCAUCGGAGAAGGAGGGUUUCAUCCACUGCAUGGGUGACAUCAUCAAGAGGGCGGAGACUCUGAUGAAGGAGCACAUGGUCCACGUGGAUGGCAGCCAUGGAGCGCCAUGCCCACAAUUCCACAACAGGGUCAACUCAUUGUCUGCGUCACAGCCUAAUCUUCACAGUCACAUUGUGGAGUGGACACACUCUGCCUCCUCUCUACCAGACUUCAGCAUGGCUGACCCCAGUGUAGGCGUGCAUGGUUCUCCCUUACGUCCCGCUGAUGGAGGAGACUUCUUCAGCCCAGCAGACGUGACUUUGCCUACAUGGACACCUCUAUUACGCUCCCAGUCUUUCCACAACGCCCCAGGUUCUCCUCACUACCAGCAGCACCACCCAGCCUCAAUGUUCUCCCAAGAGUGCCCCCAGCCCCAGCAGCAGCACCCCCACCCCCAGCAGCACCACCCAGCCUCCAUGUUCUCCCCAGAGCACCCCCAGCAGCAGCACCCCCACCCACAGCAGCACCACCCAGCCUCAAUGUUCUCCCAAGAGCACCCCCAGCAGCAGCACCCCCACCCACAGCAGCACCACCCAGCCUCAAUGUUCUCCCCAGAGCACCCCCAGCAGCAGCACCCCCACCCACAGCAGCACCACCCAGCCUCAAUGUUCUCCCCAGAGCACCCCCAGCAGCAGCACCCCCACCCACAGCAGCACCACCCAGCCUCCAUGUUCUCCCCAGAGCACCUCCAUUCCCAUCCUAAGCAACAGCACCCCCAUCCCAAGCAGCAGCACCCCCAUCCCAAGCAGCACUACCACAUGCCCCCCUUCAUGGGCCACACACAAUUCCCUUUCCCUUAUCCAGUGAACCCCGGCUCCCCAAAACCAGCCCAUUCUCCCCUCACACGGGUUGCCAGCAACCCUAUGUUCCCCUCCGUUUACUCCCCAGCCUUCUCCGGGGGCCACCACUCUGAUGCCCCGAGCCCCUUAGAGUACAGCGGGGAGGGGAAUCCUCUGUCUCCCUCUGCUCACCCCCAGCACUCUGACAUGUGGCCUUCCCACACACAGCCCCUCUUCUCCCUGGCCAAUGUGAUCUCCAUGGCGAUGAGCAUGGCCCACUCCUUCAUCCCUGCCAACAGCCUGGCUAACCAAGGGAUGCCCUCCAUAGCAGGCUUCCAUCCCCAGCUAACCCACCCCCAGUCUGGCUACCCAUCCAUCUACUCCCCCCACUACCAGACAGCUCCAGUGGAGGUCCCCCACCCUCAGGGUGGGAUGCCUGGUCAAGGAAAACAGCACAGUGUCUACCAGGGCGCAGACACUCCACCACAGAUGCAGAGGGAUGGGUCUGGGUCUGUGUACUCUCAAAACAGACACCGCAGCUGGCAGAAUAACCACAUAUCUCCCUCUAUGAUGGGCUACAACACCCUUCCAAGGAACACACAAGGGAUGUCACUGCAAACAGUGUCUUCCAAACGCCUAAGCCAUUUACAGAAUAGUUCCCAAGGAUCCUACAUGGUUCCUCAGGACCAGUCUGAUGUGUCCAGCUCUGCGUCGGGGUCUGACCUGUCCCCCUCGGCCCCAGACAGCCCGGAGAGCACAUUAUCAUCAUUCAGCUCAACCACACCAAUGUCCAGACCAAUGGUGCCUGAGAUGAAUGCCAGUGCUCCCAAGCCCAGAGUAUCUCCCAGUUACACAGAUCCUCCACCUGCUGUUGUCACAGUGGGCCGUUUUCAGGUCUCCCCUAGCAUGGAGAUCCCUGUGACUGCUGAACCAGGUGGACAGGGCUCUAACCCCGCCAGGCCCAUGUCAGUGGGCAGCACCACCACCUCUAAGAGCAGUACAGAGGAGCAGGAGCAGUGGGAGUCAGAGACCAGCCUGAACACCACCCUCACUCCCCACCCCCCACACCUCACUAUGGGGGAGGCCCAGGAGGUCCAAGUAGAGUGGGCCGGGACCAAGGAGCAGCAGCAGGAAGAAGAGGAAGAACAGGGUGAAGAAGAUGAGGAGGAGCAGAAGAAUGAAGAGGGGGAAGAAGAUGAGGAGGAAGAAGAUGAGGAGCAGGAGGAGGAGAAGGAAGAAGAUGAGGAGGAGCAGGAGGAAAAGGAAGAGCAACAGACAGUGAGGAGGAGGAGGAGGAAGAGAAUGUGCAGCCUCAGUCUGAUGGGUAUGUCUGCAGACAGCGGCUUGUCCGUUAUAGCGGUGGAAUCAGAGGGGCGUGGCCUGUGGGAUGGAGGGGCAGGGAGCCCCACCUACACCUCCGCUCUAAACCACAUGUGGCUGAGCUACAGCCGUAACUUCACAUACCUGAGCAGUGACGACUCAGAGAGUGAGGACAUGUGGGAGGAGCUACUGGAGAUGAGGGAGAAACACUUGGCAGAGGUGCAGAGUCUCCAGGCCACCCAGAAGAGGGAGAUUGAAGAGCUGUAUGAGAGGAUGGGGAAGGUUCCACCUGCGGGGAUAGUCUGUCCUGCCGCCAUGCUGUCAAGUCGCCAGCGCCGCCUCUCUAAGGAAAGGAGUUACCUCUCCUCCUCCCGCAGAAACAGUCUGCAGCGCCUGGACAUGCUCCCCCUCCAAGGUAUCAUUAGGAGGAACUCUCUGGGUGGCAGCAGCAGUAGCAGCUCUCUGGAGAAGCCCUCUAAAGGGGUGACUUUUGCAUCUGACAUCAGUAGAAUGUAAGAAUCUUGAGCCAUGCUUGCUGUAGAAUAAAUCCGGACUACCUCAUCUGAAGAGUGCAGUGAUUAUGUCCAUCUUGCUGGAGGAAGGAAGUGACAUCACGUCUAAACCCUUUAUCUGGCCCCCCACUGGAGGAGAGAGUAACCUAGGCCCCCCAGAAACCAGGAAGCUCCUCUGCUGAGCUAAUGGUCACGGGUUUAAUCAAAGGUCACAGGUUCAUCAGAGAUCACAGGGUUCAUCAUAGGUCACUGAGCCCUCUGCUAUGAAGGGACAACGGAACCUCUGUCAUCUGUUGUCAGUCACCCCAGAGAGAAGCCCUGCCACUACAAUGGUUCAGUAGGAUGCCACCAGAACAGUGUGAGUUUAAAAUGGGUGUAAAAGGCUCACAACAGUACCAGCCCAGGUAGUGUACCAUCAUUCCUCAUACUAUGCUAUGUUGAACAUGUGUGAUAGUUGUACAUACAGUAGAGCCUUAGUGAUCUGCUAUAAUCCUGCCUUGUAGCCACAAAGCAUUAUUAAGGGUUGUUCGACAAUAUUGGGAUCAUGGGAUCAAGUCCGGGGCAGUUGAUCAAUAUUUUCCUGCUUAUCUGACUGUCACAGACAGUUUUUAUUGGGACUGUUUCAGAUUAUUCACAUUUUAAUUUGCACAUUUGACUGUCUGUUUGCAAUCUGUUGAUGUUGAUGCUGACUGUAAACUCACUACUGCCCUCUAGAGGGACUAUGAAAAUCCAGAUAUGUUGUUGUACUUUGCUGAUUUUCCAAUGUGCAAUAGUGAAGCAAUAUUUCGGAUUAAUUCAACAGAAUUAUGAAGGAGAACUGUUGUCGACAUGUAGAAGGAUGUGAACAUUGUUGUCUAACGUUAGGCAGUAUCUUAUAUACAUGAUAGUGAGCAUUUAUCAAUACAAUACAACACUAUAGACCAGUAGUUUUCUAUUGCUGAAUACAACCUAGUGGUAGAACUAUAACACUGAGAUCAUUGCGGUGUCAGUCUUUCCAGGAAGCUAGGCACAAUACAGCUCUAUACAUGAGGAAUACCCAAGACAAACUAACCAGCUACUUCUUUUAAAAAACCAAAUCCAGUGAAAGUAUUGCCAAAUCAGCCACAUUGAUAAAAAAAUGAAAUACUUAUGGUUGAUGAUUGUUACGAAUCUCUCCUGACCUUUUCACUGAGAUUAUAUUUUCUACAAAAAUAAUCCAACAUAUAUAGGUGUAGACUAAUGGGUGUCACCAUGAUUGUAAAAAUGAAUUAAUGCAUUUAUAAAUUACGUUUACAAAUGAACCAAAGACAUUUUGGCAACCUACAUUUCUUGCACAAACACGGAGUGUAUAAAACAUUAUGAACACCUGCUCUUUCCAUUAGACUGACCAGGUGAAUUCACUAUUUAUUUCCCAAAAAUCUAAUAUAUUUUUUACUUUCGUAUAUAUAAAAAUGUAUUCUGCGGCUAUGGGCAAGACAAAAUAUUAAAGUGCCUUUGAACAGGGUAUGGUAGUAGAUUCUAGGCACACCGGUUUGAGUGUGUCAAGAUCUGCAACUCUGCUGGGAUUUCCAAACUCAACACUUUCCUGUGUGUAUCAAGAACAGACAUGCCCCAAAUGAGCACAUUUAUAGGCCUGCAUUUGCACGCAGGCCAGGUAGCCUAGGCCUAUAUACUUCUAGGCCUAUAUACAUAAUUAGGUGCACGUCCUUACUCAACAUUGACAGGAGCGCUCCAAAGAAAAGACAAUUAAUACAUUGACAAAACUCAUAAAUUGAUUGAAAUGAACCAAAACUUGUUCCUCACAAGUGUAGCAUAAGGUGUGAGCUCUGCAAACAACAUGUCCACUCCGACAAUUAGAACCACAACAUACUGGUGUAAUAAUAUAAGAACUGCAUUAACAGAAAUGACCCUAACCAAACAAACAUUGUAGAUUAGAAAUUAUGGGGAUUAAUGGUAGCCUAUUACUGGUAAUAUACACUACCGGUCAAAAGUUUUAGAACACCUACUCAUUCAAGGGUUUUUAUUUAUUUUGUACUAUUUUCUACAUUGUAGAAUAAUAGUGACGACGGCAAAACU